CAAGAUAUCAGAGGUAGAAAGAUAACUUUCUGGAGGCAGGAUGGCAUGCUUAGAGAGGGCAUCCCCAGCUUUGAAGAGAAUCCUGCUCAAAUUGUACCGUGAAAACAAGUCCAUAGAGAUUGAUCAUCACUUGUAUGAAUUUGGGUCUGUGGAAUACCAUAUCCAGUCUUCAACAUCAGAUACACAUUAUACCAACUUGUCAGUAUCAACCCCGCUCCUUUCCCAAGGAGUCAUACUACCAAACGGGAUUUCGCAUUAUACUAAACAGAUGGUAAAGGGAAUUUGUCCGGAUGUUGUGGAGAUCAUAGAACCUGCAAAAGAAGGAUACCAGAUUACUUUGAGACUUGAUUUGUCUAAAAUUCCAAAUGGAAAAGAUUCUAUAAAGGUAAUUGCAGACAUUUCUGCUGUGCAAGCAGUAAUCUUAAGUUCUCAGCUGAAAGAAAUGUUGAUGAAUGUCAGCUCCCAAGAUACAUUUCAAGGAAUGUAUAAGACAAUCAAGCUUGUAUAUCACCCAAGAGAGCCUUUCUUUAUUGUUAGACAGCCACAGAAAAUCUUAGCAGUAUUCCCGAUACGUUUUAAAGACAAAACAGACGUCAUUAUUGCAACAGCCUUCUUUCAGGAACUUGUGGAUGUUGGAAGUUCUGAAAAAUGGGCCAAAGCACCCCCUUGUUGCUGGUCACCCAUUCCACCUCCAGAGUUAAGAGGAGAACCUUUUGAAGAUUUGAGUACCAACGGAGGAUUUGUCUCUUUUGAUAUUUCUUCACGCCAUGUCAGAGGUAAAAGACUAGACAAGACUGUAUGGAGUUUGUUGAAUUUCUAUGCCUAUGUUAAAUACCAUGUAAAGAGCACCAGAAGUUUUAUUCAGAGAAGGAUGAGAAAGCGUUUGCAGAGAUUAGUUGAGGUCCUGCAUAAGAGAAGCACGCAGGAAGAAGAAAAAGAAGAAGAAGAAGAGGGAAACCAUAAGGUUCAAGGAUGCAUGUUCAUGAGAAAAAUGAUCAAUGUUUCAAAACCUAAAGUCCUAAAACGAAGAUAUAAUGACUUCAGCGGGAAGUCAAGAGAAUCCGUUCGCGAAUUAAAAUCCAGGGAUUUGGGCGUUUUCGUCGACGAUGGUUGAAAAUGCCAAAGUUUUCUUCUUCAAUGAGAUAUACCAAAUUAGAUUAAGUUCUUUCCAUAUGAGGACAUAAGUUAGGAUAAAGAAUCAUUGUCCUAUACUGCUUCUUAUUCAGAAACAUACCAUGACAUUGUUUCAUCACAUUUAAAUAGCAACUGAGUGCUGU
Prunus dulcis (almond) is the source of this 1277-nucleotide messenger RNA. Its product is annotated as actin-related protein 2/3 complex subunit 2B. Gene Ontology annotation, molecular function: structural constituent of cytoskeleton; actin filament binding. The record is from RefSeq and is a predicted model, not a curated record. Gene Ontology annotation, cellular component: Arp2/3 protein complex; actin cytoskeleton. Gene Ontology annotation, biological process: actin filament polymerization; Arp2/3 complex-mediated actin nucleation. Lineage: Eukaryota; Viridiplantae; Streptophyta; Magnoliopsida; Rosales; Rosaceae.